GCUAGCAACACUGGUGGUAUCUAACUCUGUGAUUGUGGGUGUUUGUUGUGGAAAAAUAAUUGAAAUAAAUUAAAUUACAAUCGAAAAUGCCUAAUUUAGUGCCUGAGUGAUGCGUAAUAAUGGCAGCAACUAACGACGAAGAAAUCCUAGAGGGCUUCCUUUGCCCCAUAUGUAAGGCGGACUUAAAAUCUGCGACGCAACUUACGAGCCACUUUGAGAGCCUGCACCAAGAAGAACAGGAUGUUUUGAAAUCAUUAAAGGACAUAUUCGGUAAAGCAAAGAAAGUUAUAUUGAAUGCUGACGAUACCCAAUUGAAAGAAACCUUUGAUCGGGCGUUAAAGAACUCUCAAGAAUAUUAUCCAUAUGAAGAGCAGACGAUUGGAGUGUCUCGGAGCUGCACCGAUUAUUUCAAAGCUGUACGCUCGGCGAGAUUAGAGAGAUACGCGACUGAAACUAAUAAGUUAUUGAUAAGGUUAGAUAAAUUAGUGUGUAAUAUGCCCAGCGAGCCCAACCAAAGGAAGCAACAUGAACAAGAAUUUCAAUCUUUACAGGUGGUACCAUGGCUAGACGGUACAUCAGUGAAGCUGUGCCCCAACUGUGCUAAAGCAUUCACUUUGACCAGGAGGAAACACCACUGCAGACUCUGUGGGUCCAUUCAGUGCCACGACUGCUCUGUGUUUUUAGACUUGAAUGUUGCCAGAACUAUAGUGGACCCAUCAGCACCACAAACAUCUCAAGAGCAUGAAGUAAAUGAGAAGAAUGGUUUGCGCCUGUGUGAGCAUUGCUACAAGCUCAUCGAGCUUCGUAAACAAGUGCAAGAGAACAGGAAUGCUAAAACGGCGCUUAUGACUGCUUAUGAACAAAUGCGAAGUCUUAUGGACCAGGCGAAGCCAGCUGUGGCUAUGUAUGAAAAGAUGUGUCAAAGUUUAUUCGACGGGGAAACGACCUACAACCUGUCAGACGUGAAUGCGAUGCGAGGCCGCAUCGGCAAGUUGGCAGAGGGGAUUGACUUAUUGAGCAAACAGAUUACGAGCUUCCCAGCCGAGCCCAACACGCGCCAAGCGAAGGUGCAGGAGCAUAUACGACAGGCUGCUGCUAUUUAUAUUAAGGAGCAACUGCUAUCCUUACGAAAGUUACCAACUGAGGCACAAAUAGAGGAAGUGAGAAGAGAACGAUACGAACGCGCUCAGAAACAAAUACAGCUCGAAAGAGAGAGAGUAGAGACGGAGAGAGAGUGGAGGAGUGAGGUGGAGUCCAGCGGGAGUCGGGUCAGUGGCCCCGACCAUGAUGACGAUAACCCUUUACUGGAGCAGAUGAAUAUCAUACGAGCCUACAUUAAAGAGGCACGGAAAGAGUUGCGGUUUGAGGAGGUGGCGAUAUUGGAAGCAAAUCUGAAAGAACUCAAGAAAGAAUACCAGCUUCAAAUGCUCUCAUACAAAUCCUAGUCAUUUCUAAUUCAUUAAUUGCUUUUCAUAUAAAUAUUUAUAAUUAUAUUCUAAGCACAUUUCGUAUUUAAAUUAGUUAUUGUUAUAAUGUAAUAAUAUUUAUUAUUAUAAUAUUUAAUUCUUACCGUCUCUAGUAGAUUUAAGAAUAAAGAGACACAAAUGGCA
Molecule: messenger RNA, 1610 nt
Organism: Maniola jurtina (meadow brown)
Lineage: Eukaryota; Metazoa; Arthropoda; Insecta; Lepidoptera; Nymphalidae
Gene: Rbsn-5
Product: rabenosyn-5
Exons: 6
Coding region: 120-1445 (441 amino acids)
Molecular function (GO): metal ion binding
Source: RefSeq, a predicted model, not a curated record